AGUACCAUUCCUUAGUAACUGUAAAUGAGAAUGUAUUCCUUGACUUGAAAUACAGUUGCAUAAUUAGAUUUCCACAUUUCUUGUAAGUGGCCGUUGGAGUAGCUUUGGACAUCCCUCUUGAUACCCCAGGGAGUCUUGAAUGGCAGACGCGUGCGCUUUGCUGCCCUCCUAUGGUCAGGUGCUGUUACUGCACCCGGUACAACGUGAAGUGAUGACAAGCGAGCAAGCAGACAUUGCUGCAGUCACCCUCUGAACCUCCCAUCAUCUUACGUGAGGGUUAAAUGAAUACAAAAUUCCAUAUGCAGUGAACAUGUUACACUUUCCAAAUCAGUGUUUAUACGUAUUUUGCACGAUUUGUAGUUUAAGUUCUCCAACACAGAUCAGGUGAAGACCCCUCAACACCUCCUUAACCCCUUUAUAGGGCAUUCAUUCAUGUCAAUAAUCAUGCAUUCGGCUGCCACUGACAGCGCUAGACGCCAAGUCAAUUUUAACUGGGAGAGGUUGGCAGCCGUACUGGCCAAAAUGGACUGGACGGCUAUAGUGCCGUCACUGGCAUGCACUGAAUCAUGAGCAUUCACAGCCAUUCAUCCCAGUUUAACUGAAUUGGACAUCUUUCGUUGUCAAAGGUAAUUAAAAACUGAACAAAAAAAAUUGAGUUUUGUUAGGGGUUGAAACCACAGCUCUUUGAUUUUGUUUAUUCACUUUAUUAAUUUUACAACCUUAGAAUGUUUUUUUUUUUUUUUACUGGGUUACUGGGAGCCAGAACCAGAGUGUACUGCUUCAUUAAUUUUGAUUUUAUUAAAACGGUAUUGUUUUAUUAAUGUUUUAUAAAUAUACUGUAUUUAGCCCUAUAUAUAAAUAAAUAAUAUGGAAAAAAAUAGUCAUCCACAAUUUCGAAAACCAAAAACAGUUUCCCUACAGAGGGUUAAAAAAAACCCACCCUCAGUCUAUGCAUUUUAUUUUGCGUACAACUGGCAGUUCAAAUCACUACCACUAAUUGAGUUUUCAUCAAAACACUUUCCACAAAAUGACUGAGUGAAUUUACAAAAAAAAAAAAAAAAAAAAAAAAAAAACGUUGUUUCCUGCCACUGGUGCAGGAUCGAGUCGCUUUACUGCAGCUCGAAUUUAUUACAGUUCUGUACUUCCAUGGAGCUUUGCACUCGAUAAAUGCAAACAUGUAUUUUUUCCUUUUGUUUGUAAUAGGCACCCAAAGGGUUUGUAUGGAGGAUUGGGCGGCAGCGAAGCCUGCCUUGCCUUUGCGUCGUCCAAGUCAGCGACAAAACCUGUUUCUGUCGGAAACAAUUAUACGUCAAUAUAAUGUGCAUUUUAUGAUUAUAAUACACGUGUAAAUAAAGUCCAAUUUCAGACGAGGAGCGAGUGAACUUGGAAUGUAGAAUUUGAGGUGUCCGUGCAUAUUUCCAGCAGUUUCUCCCCCCCGCACCCCUGUUCUCUGUCCCCCCUCCUCCUCCCAACCCACCCCCGACUUGAGAUCUUUGUGCAGCACACAAGUGCAACAUUUGCCAUUAAAAUGCCGUCCCCCUGCUUCAUUUCCAAUCGAUUGUCACGUGAAGCUUUUCUGUUUCGCAACAUUUAGCUAGUUCUUCAAAUAGUGUCGGAAAGAGAAACUGAACAACUCGUGUAAAUGCGGUGACAGAAGCAAUUAGGUUGCAUGUUACGCAACGAAACGAAAAGCUUCGUCGCGACGGAUGCUUUUGGAGUUAUCGAAAGUGGGUCGAUUAUAUGGGUAAUUUAUUACACCUCAACCAUUACCUUAGUAGGGAUUCCGCUGGGGAUUAAACAUACUAUUGAUUGAUGGGAAUACUUCUCAAGAUGAGAAAUAACACCAACCUUCUAUCUUUGCUUUUGUAUUUUUUUGCUUUUUGUGCGUGUUCCAGAUGUUGCCAUGGAUUGUGGUUGUGUGAUUAUUUUAUUGUGUGUGAAGAUGGAAAUCGGCGUGAUGUAGCCGGGCUCAGAGGCACAUCGUGUGCGCAUGCGCUGUAGCCACUUGUGCCAUAUUGGAAUGAGGUCGUGUACUAGAAGUGCGUCAAGAUAACGAGGCGUCACCCAAGACAUACCAGAAGUACCCCUUCAAACAAACGUUAUGUUGCUUGUAGGUCGUUCACGUACGUACCAGAACGUUAUUUUGUAAUUCCAAAACCGGAAGCUAAUGUUUGACUCUCGCUACCUUCACAUAACUGCUAGCGAGCAGGCAGUCGGCGAGAGGAUCGGCAUCUAAAAAGCGACUUGGAAAAACUACUUAACGAGCUCCUAAUCUUGGUAAAAGAGGACAUCCCACCAGCAUGAGCCAGGAGUCACUGGAGUCUGAUGGAGACUGUGCUCAUGAUUUAUCUGACUUCAACUGGGAUGACUAUUUGGAGGAGACCGGUGCUGUGUCUGUGCCUCAUCACGCCUUUAAGCAUGUGGACCAAGGUCUACAGACAGGCUUGACUCCUGGUAUGAAGCUGGAGGUGUGUGUGCGCUCAGAGUCUGACAGUCCUUACUGGGUGGCCAGCAUCAUCACAACAUGCGGCCAGCUGCUGCUGCUCCGCUAUGAAGGAUACCAGGAUAACCGCAGUGCUGACUUCUGGUGUGACACCAUGACGGCUGACCUGCACCCAUUAGGCUGGAGCCGCCAGCAUGGCAAGAUCAUGAGACCCCCUGACAGUGUGCGUGAGAAGCACCAGGACUGGGAGGCUUUACUUGAAAAGGUCCUGGCUGAGGAGUGCAGCGUGCCUGCCAACCUGCUAGAGUUGCCUCAGCGUGGCCGCGACCCAAUGGAGCUGCUGAGUGCCGGUUGUUAUGUGGAGCUGCAAGACAGUGUUGACCCAGGGCUUGCCUGGGCCGCUGAGGUAGAGGAGAAUGUCGGAGGAAGGCUGAAGUUGCGGCUGGUUGGCACAGAGGGCCUCCCUGACACACCUGCGACCCUUUGGCUCUUUUACCUCCACCCACGCCUCCACCCACCCGGGUGGGUUCAAGAGCAUGGAUACACCUUCAGGCCUCCUUCUGAACUUUUGGCACUGCGAACAGAGGAAGAGUGGGAAGAGGUGAAGCAGAGGAUCACUGAACUUCCUCAAGAUGAAGCUCUGACUGCAGAGCUCAGUAAGGACCAGCCUGCAAUUUCUACUCAUUGUUUUAAAGAAGGAAUGAAAUUGGAAGCGGUCGAUCCUGCAGCACCCAUCUGUAUCAGGCCAGCCACCGUCACAAAGGUUUUCAAUGAGCAGUACUUCCUGGUAACAAUGGAUGACCUUUGUGGCAUUGAGGAGUCUGAAGGCUCAGGACGCUCCUUUCUGUGCCACAGAGACAGCCCGGGGAUCUUUCCUGCUCAAUGGAGUCUUAAAAAUGGGCUCCCUCUCAGCCCACCACCAGGGUAUCAAGGUCCAGACUUUGACUGGGCAGAUUACCUAAAACAUUGUGAAGCAGAAGCAGCCCCUCAGAACUGCUUCCCAACUGACAGUGUUGAAAAUAAUUUUAAAGAGUCAAUGAAACUGGAGGCUGUCAACCCACUGUCACCAGAGAACAUUCACGUGGCAACAGUCACCAGGGUGAAAGGGCAAUACAUUUGGCUCAGUCUGGAAGGUCUAAAACAGCCCAUGCCUGAGUUGACAGUUCAUGUGGAUUCUUUGGACAUCUUUCCUGUGAGCUGGUGUGAGACAAACGGCUAUCCACUUGUGUACCCCAUCAAGCCCUCAGUAGAAAAUGAGAGGAAGAUUGCUGUGGUGCAGCCUGAAAAACAAGCUCCAUCAAAGUCAUCAUCACCUGUCACUGUAAAGCAGGUGGCAAAUCAGCCAGAAGCUGGACAGGGGAAUGGAAAAUACUGUUGUCCCAAGAUCUAUUUUAAUCAUCGCUGUUUUUCUGGCCCUUACCUUAAUAAGGGACGAAUAGCUGAACUGCCUCAGUUCAUCGGCCCUGGAAAUUGUGUCCUUGUGCUCAAAGAGGUUUUGACUCUUCUCAUCAACUCUGCAUACAAGCCAAGCCGAGUGCUAAGGGAGUUGCAGUUGGAUCAGGAGAGUCGCUGGCAAGGUCAUGGAGAGACUCUCAAAGCCAAAUACAAGGGAAAAAGCUACCGAGCCACAGUGGAAAUCGUCCGCACUGCAGAUCGAGUGGCAGACUUCUGCAGGAAGACUUGCAUCAAGUUAGAGUGCUGUCCCAACCUGUUUGGACCUCGUAUGGUUCUGGAGCAUUGCUCAGAGAACUGCUCCAUCCUCACAAAGACCAAGUACACGUAUUACUACGGAAAGAAGAAGAGCAAACGUGUGGGCCGUCCGCCUGGAGGCCACUCAAACCUCGAGGCUGGAGUGAAAAGAAGGGGAAGGAGGAGGAAGAGAAGGAAGCAGCUCUUUGUGCAUAAAAAGAGACGCUCUUCAACAUCGGUCGAUAACACUCCUGCUGGCUCUCCACAGGGAAGUGGCGAAGAAGAGGAUCUUGAUGAAGAUGACUCCCUAAGUGAAGACUCUGGCUCAGAACUGCAGGAUGAUCUCCAAGAUGAUUCUGAACAAUCAGUAGAAAAGUCCCAGCCUCCCACACCGUCCCCAUCACCACCUACUACACCCAGACCCACACGUCGGCGCAGGAAACCCCGUUCGCCCUCUUUCUCUGAUGAUGAGAACCAUCCUCCUUCACCAAAGACAUCAAAGACAGAACCUCCUCAAAAGUUGUGCUUAGACACCAGCCCACUAGAAUGGAGCGUGACUGAUGUGGUUCGUUUCAUCAGAACUACGGACUGCGCACCUCUAGCACGCAUUUUCAUGGAUCAAGAGAUCGACGGACAGGCUCUCCUGCUGCUCAACCUGCCAACUGUGCAGGAGUGUAUGGACUUGAAGCUGGGACCGGCCAUCAAGCUGUGCCACCACAUUGAGAGAGUCAAACUGGCGUUUUAUCAACAGUUUGCCACGUAGCUGAAGGACCAUAAACAAAAAAUGGACUAUAUAUUAAUACAGUACUUUAAAAAAAAAUCAUUUCGCAUUUAGAUCUUGCUUACACUGGAUAUCCUCCUAAACACUGAACUAUGUGGUGUUGGACAACAACAGAAGGAAGCUAAAUAAGCAACAUUAACUUUCAAGUUCCAAGGUGUUCAAGAAAGAAAGGACAAAAUAGUACAAAAGUACAAGUUCAAAAAAAUGCUGCACAGGGUAAAUAAAACCCUAUUCAGGAAAGGACUGAAAUAAAAUGAAGGGUUGCCCUAAAGCUUUCCUCUAGCUAUAAACUCUCAGUGCCAUUGAUGAUAAAUCGUCCAAUCAGGGCCUGUAAGCUGUGAAGUUCAGUUAAGACUGUCACUAGACCUCCAAUUAUAUUUGGACCAGGAGGACUUGCUGUCCUCACAGUUCAAAUGGUUUGGACGUCUCCCACGGUCAAUGGCAGAUAUCGAGUUAAGGGCCUACAGUACAAAUCCAGUCCAUUUUCUCACAAGCUCACCUAAUGUAAUUUUUGCUCAGGAAAAUGAUACUGGCAUUCAUUUUCAAUAUCAGUCUGUUUUUGAAAAAUCUGUAAAUAUAAGUAGCUGAAACGUCCCUUUGGAUCCACUAGAAUCUGUGAUGUCACAGAAAGUCUGUACACCAAGACUGACUGCAUUAAAAAUACGUGCAGGAACUUUGAAGUAUUGACAAGGUGAGAUCACUGAUGUCUAGCCUCAGCAGUUUAAGAAUAAUAAUAUAAUAAAGGAGUCUAUAGCAUCUUCCUCAAGCUCGAUGCUCCUGUCCGUCCAAACAGCUGUUGCCAUUGACAAUGAUAGAUGUCCAAUCAUGUGGCUCCUUUCAUCCUUGUGUUGCGAAUUUAAAUGAGUUUGAGACUAGCAGAACUCCAAGUGUUACACAUUAAAAAUAUUGGACAUCCAUCACCAAUGGCAGUCAGUGAGUUAACUUCUAAAAUCAGACAGCUAAAAGCAAACACGAUGCAUCACCUAACCAAACUCCUUUUCAAAUUCACAAGGAUAUGCACAUUAGAGUUUAUCAAACCCGGCGCAUAGAUGGCGAAAAAAAAAAAAAGCACACUCACAGCUACUGUAGCCCAGUCCAAAUAUCAAUGAAAUGUGCUCUGGUCCUUACACUUAAGAUUAAAAAGUUUGUUCCACAGCAAUACAAAUUGAUCAAAAUUUCGUAAAAACAAUGGAUGAGGGGGGUUAAGUUCAAUAGUGUGCCACAAAACUACAGUCUGACGUGAAUUCUGAGUCCGUUUCAAGAACAUUUUUCUGCAGAUAAUUUUUAGGACUAUGAAGUGCCAAUGUUUGAUGCAUAAAAGAGGCCCUUUAAAUUGUGUUUUGAAUACAAGGUAAUUUUUGAGGCUGUCAAAAAGCCUUUUUUUUUUUAAAAUUCAUUUUUUGUCAUACAUGCUUGUGAAUGUUUGAUAUUGUUGUGUCAAGGCUGAAACUGCUUUCCCCCUAUUCUGGUACACUCAUACACUAUUCUAGCCAAAGUGUAAAAAAAGAUGGUGUCAAACUGGAUGUUGUACGUCAUGGAUAUAAUGUAAGCACUUGAAAAAAGCAAAUCUCCUUACGUUCAAAAAUUCCAACUGUGCAUUGUCACAGCACUUGUCAAUGUGAAGUCAAAUGCAAUACACUUUGCAAAAACAUCUUGAAAUGGUCAUGAUAGGGAUUUUCAUGAAAUGAUAUGAUCUGCUUUAAUUGAAAAAAAUGCUAUUACUGUAGUUAUAAUACAGGGGUGUGAUGCAGGCACAAGUAAAUUCAUGCAAUGUAUAGCAAUACAGAUUUGUGACGUAUUAGUGUACACAAAUAUCUUUAGUGCAACAGGGUACUUAAAGAAUAACUGCGGUAAAUACUCUUAACAAGCAAUGUGGAAAUAUUCUAUAAAUGUUUUAUUGCACAGAAUAUUUUAAACUUUCAAUCAGACAUAGUUUAUUUGGAGCAAUAUUCCCAUGAUCAUUGGAGCCAAUUUACACCUAAUUUAUUUUUUGAUUAACGUAGCGUUAUGUGAGAAAUUAACCGACUGAUUUAAAUCAUUGGGACGCUAUGUAAAGAAUGAAUCAUUCAAUAAACGUGUUCCUGUUGUUAUUUACUGUGAUUUUUUUUUUUUUUUUUUUGGCUU
Corythoichthys intestinalis (scribbled pipefish) is the source of this 7037-nucleotide messenger RNA. It is a transcript of the gene sfmbt1, whose product is annotated as Scm like with four mbt domains 1. The transcript is spliced from 21 exons. Gene Ontology annotation, cellular component: nucleus. The record is from RefSeq and is a predicted model, not a curated record. Gene Ontology annotation, molecular function: chromatin binding; histone binding; transcription corepressor activity. Lineage: Eukaryota; Metazoa; Chordata; Actinopteri; Syngnathiformes; Syngnathidae. The coding region runs from base 2301 to 4895 and encodes 864 amino acids. Gene Ontology annotation, biological process: negative regulation of DNA-templated transcription.